UUUGUCGCGGGUGCAGAUGCAUACUACUGUCCAGGGGGCAAUCCUCCGAUGGGCCCCUCUGGAGCAAUCAAACGCCUAGGACGCUUCCCGCGAGGCACCAGAAGGCACUAAGAAGCAAUGGUCGUCUCAAGCUUCCUCCCUUGCCCCCUGCCCAUCGUGUUAAUCUCGCGUGGAAGCUGCAGCCACCCCCCAGUCCGUUGCUGCAACAGCCAGCCUUACCUCUACACCGCCUGCUUCGCCAAGCUCUCGUCCUCUGCGGCAUCCAAACAACCGCUCUGCUUUACCGGUUUUUGCCUUGUCCACGACUGGCUCGCACCUCUCUCUCACCACGCUGCUGUGACAGCUCAGCCUGCAAUACGAGCAUGUCCGGCCCACUACAUACGCUGGCAGACGUGCUGCUGGCCCUGGGGGGGUGGGGGAAAGGCGCUGACAGACUGGGCCGCAGUACAGAGGAUACAGAAGACGACGACGGGCGACGCAGAUGGGCGCAAACGAGCGUCAGCUGAUAGCAUCUUGGGGCGGCCGUUCCAGUCCAGGGUUGCUUAUUAUUGCUGGUGACGGUGAAGGGUGACGGCACGACACGGCAAUGCCAGAUAUGCGUACCAAGCCACGUCCUGCAACCCGGUUGGGCCCAGUCGCGACGU
Molecule: messenger RNA, 644 nt
Organism: Cucurbitaria berberidis CBS 394.84
Lineage: Eukaryota; Fungi; Ascomycota; Dothideomycetes; Pleosporales; Cucurbitariaceae
Exons: 1
Coding region: 118-558 (146 amino acids)
Source: RefSeq, a predicted model, not a curated record